GGAAGGUGCCAGGAAGUUGCACUGACGGGACAUGCAAUGCACAGAUCCGUACCUUGGACUGGGUAAACCUUGACAGGAAAUUACAAGGUACGUUUCCUUCAUUGAUAUAUGAGCCGAGAACUUUUAUUAUGUUGGAAAACUGUGUCUUUAAUACAGCCUUUUCCAGCCCGUGGAACACGAUUCUGCAGUCUACAGUCUGCACUCGGAAGCCAUCUUUCGAGUUAUCCUAAUUAUGGCUCGUUGCUGCUCGAUACCAUCACUACUUCUACCAUCGUUAGAGCCCAUAAGCGGUGGCGUAUAGCAAUCUGUUCCAUCCGCUUCGUGGUGUCCCUUGCCAGAGAAAUCAAAUCUCAAUUUUACUUUACCAUUCCCAUUCAACCGAGCAGCUCCCAGUACGGUGGAACUACUUGUGGUAUGCACCAAGACAUGAUCACUUCUACAGAUACAACCAAAGCUCAGAAGCGGUGGCGCAUUGCUUGUGUUGUGAUCUGUUCUAUCCAGUUCAUGGUUUCCCUUACUAAAGAGAUCCACACUGAACAGAACAGUCAUGAUUCUGUGAUUUUGAAGUCUCCCUUUCACACCGCCCCCAAAGUUGAACCAAGCAGUUCCGACCAUGGUGAAAAUGAACAUUGGCCACUCUCCUUUGACCCCACCAUUGAUCAAUUGACUCUCACAGAAAUUGUGAAAGAAAAAGAUUUAACAGCUCUUCUCAGGCUUGGAGGCGUAGGAAAGAUCGCCACUGCUCUCAAUACUGACCCUGAGAAUGGAAUCUAUGGCAAUGAUCAUGAAGUCAGCAUGCGGCAUGAAAUGUUUGGUACAAACACUUACCGCAAGCCUCCUCCAAAAGGGUUCUUAUUUUUUGUGCUGGAUGCUUUCAAAGACAGCACCAUUCUCAUCCUACUGGUCUGUGCAGCCCUGUCCCUUGGCUUUGGCAUCAAAACACAUGGAGUGCAGGAAGGCUGGUAUGAAGGGGGAAGCAUUUUCGUAGCAGUCUUUCUAGUGGUGGUUGUCUCUGCCCUCAGUAACUUCAGACAGGAGAGGCAAUUUGAUAAAUUAUCAAAAUUAAGCAACAACAUAAAAGUUGAUGUUCUUAGAGAUGCACGUCGCCACAAGAUCUCCAUCUUUGACAUUGUGGUUGGAGAUGUCAUCUUCCUGAAUAUAGGCGAUCAGAUUCCAGCUGACGGAUUGUUUUUAGACGGACAUUCUUUGCUGAUAAAUGAGUCAAGCAUGACAGGUGAGAGUGAUCCUGUUGAAGUAAACUCCACUGAGAACCCAUUCUUGUUCUCCGGUUCUAAGGUGGUGGAUGGGUUUGGUCGAAUGCUGGUUACAUCUGUUGGCAUGAACACUGCAUGGGGCGAAAUGAUGAGCUCAAUAUCUGGUGAUUCUAAUGAAAGGACUCCAUUACAAGCAAGGCUAGACAAAUUAACCUCUUCUAUUGGUAAGAUAGGCCUUGCAGUUGCUUUUUUAGUUCUUGUAGUCUUGUUAAUCCGUUAUUUUACCGGGAAAACACAAGACAAGAAUGGAAAAAAAGAAUAUAAUGGUAGCCAAACAGAUUUAGAUGAUGUAUUCAAUGCGGUCGUGCGCAUUGUUGCUGCUGCAGUCACCAUUGUGGUAGUGGCAAUUCCUGAAGGUUUGCCAUUGGCUGUCACACUAACACUUGCUUACUCCAUGAAGAGAAUGAUGGCUGAUCAGGCAAUGGUCAGAAAACUUUCUGCCUGCGAAACAAUGGGUUCAGCAACGGUUAUCUGCACAGAUAAAACUGGUACUUUGACAUUGAAUGAGAUGAAAGUGUCCAAGUUUUGGCUUGGUCAAGAUUCCAUCGAAGAAGAUUCUACACUUGUAAAUGCAGCAAAUGUUGUUUCAUUAUUACACCAAGGAGUCGGUUUGAACACAACUGGAACCGUCUACAUACCUGCGUCUGGAACUGGACCUGAGAUUUCUGGCAGUCCAACUGAGAAAGCAGUUCUCUCUUGGUCGAUUUUGCAAUUGGGUAUGGAUGUGGAAAAGCUAAAGAAAGAGUAUAGAAUUCUUCACGUCGAAACCUUCAACUCUGACAAGAAACGGAGUGGGGUUGCAAUAAGGAAAAGUGCUGAUAACACCAUCCAUGUGCACUGGAAAGGAGCUGCUGAGAUAAUCCUCGCAAUGUGUUCAAGCUAUUAUGAAAGUAGUGGGAUUACAGAGUCCCUAGAUAGAGAUAGGGUUAAGAUCGAGAAAAUAAUCCAAGGCAUGGCAGCUAGUAGCCUCCGAUGUAUUGCUUUCGCUCACAAGGAAAUAUCAGAAGAAGAGAUGGGAUGCCACAAGGACGAAAGCAAGCACCAACUACAAAAAGAAGGCUUAACCUUGCUAGGGAUAGUUGGUCUCAAGGAUCCAUGCCGACCAGGUGUCAAGAAGGCAGUGGAAACUUGCAGACUCGCUGGAGUGGACAUCAAAAUGAUCACAGGAGACAAUGUUUUCACAGCAAAAGCUAUAGCUACAGAAUGCGGUAUACUAGAGCCUAAUCACCAAGUAAAUGGUAACGAAGUGGUAAGUGGUGCUGAGUUUCGAAAUUAUACGCACGAAGAGAGAAUGGAGAAAGUCGAAAUGAUUCGUGUGAUGGCAAGGUCAUCCCCAUUUGACAAGCUUCUGAUGGUACAGUGCUUGAAACAAAAAGGCCAUGUGGUUGCCGUCACUGGAGAUGGCACGAACGAUGCGCCUGCAUUGAAAGAAGCUGAUGUAGGGCUUUCCAUGGGCAUUCAAGGUACCGAAGUGGCAAAGGAGAGCUCGGAUAUUGUUAUCUUGGAUGAUGACUUCACUUCUGUUGCCACGGUUUUACGUUGGGGACGAUGUGUUUAUAAUAACAUCCAGAAGUUCAUCCAGUUUCAAUUGACAGUGAAUGUGGCAGCUCUUGUUAUAAACUUUAUUGCAGCGGUUUCUGCUGGAAAGGUUCCCCUAACAGCAGUCCAGUUGUUGUGGGUAAAUCUCAUCAUGGACACACUAGGAGCUUUGGCUCUUGCUACAGAGCGGCCUACUGAUGAGUUAAUGCAGAGGUCCCCUGUCGGUCGAACAGCGCCUCUAAUUACAAAUAUCAUGUGGAGAAACCUCUUAGCCCAAGCCUUGUUCCAAAUAUCAGUCCUCUUGACUUUCCAGUUCAAGGGUGAGUCUAUAUUCAAUGUUAACGAAGAGGUAAAGGAUACACUUAUUUUCAAUACAUUUGUUCUCUGCCAAGUUUUUAACGAGUUCAAUUCAAGAAGCAUGGAAAAGCAGAACGUUUUCAAAGGAAUUCAUAAAAACCGUUUAUUUCUUGGUAUUGUGGGAAUUACAAUUAUUCUUCAAGUUGUUAUGGUGGAAUUUCUAAAGAAAUUUGCAAAUACAGUGAGAUUAAAUGGGUUGCAGUGGGGUGUUUGCAUUGGAAUUGCAGCUCUAUCUUGGCCAAUUGGUUGGAUGGUGAAGUUAAUAACUGUUCCAGAUAAACCGUUCCUCGAUUCCGUUAAGAGAGCAGGAACGAGAAUCAAGAGGAUAUUGCGGUUGUUUAAUCAAAAAGGACCCGCUUCCUGUAGGCUUGGAACUGGAUGUGGGGGAAAGGUAAGGACCUAAAGCACAACAUGCGCAAGUUGCUUCUUUAAGUGGCUUUGUAGAAUUUCAACAUUUUCUAGUUCUUUUCUUCUUUUACGUAGUUGGCAUAAUAUUAGAGUUAUGCUAUACACUUUCAUCCCACUCUCAUUCAACCGUGUUGACGUCCAUCAAUCAUUAAAUCAAAAUUUGUUGUUGAUGAAACAAUUAAGUAUUGAAGCAGUUUAGGUGGAGGAAAUUACUCGAACAAUGAUCGACUAUAGACAAAGUCAACUAUGAUGGAUUGAGAUUCUCUCAACUUCAUUAUCUAUAUAAAUAGUUUCUCUCCAAUUCUUUAUCCGAAUUGGGCUUUACACGGCUGCCACACUGGUCGGGGACCCAGUACAGACGGCAUUACAAAGUUGAUGAUCCACCGAGGUAUUUCAACCACAUGAUUGGUGACAAGAAAACUACUAAGUUUGUCCAAGUAUAAGUGCAGCAAGUUAGUGAUCGAUGAUGACCAAUUAUUCGAGUUUGCUUCUCACUCAGACGAACAACACGGGUGAUGUAUGUGUGUAUUUUAGAGAGAAUGAGUAUGGUGUUAGUGGGUGCAAUGUGUGAAUGUUUCGACUUGUGAAGUUACUUUUCUGUGUUAGCUACAUGAUUACCAAGUUGUGGAUUCGUGAGUAGCAAGUUUGGUGUGGUUUGUAAUUUGUACUGGUGUUGUAUGAUACCCCGUAUUUUAGUAUAUUUUAA
This is a messenger RNA of Juglans regia (Persian walnut), 4284 nucleotides long. RefSeq names its product calcium-transporting ATPase 12, plasma membrane-type-like. Lineage: Eukaryota; Viridiplantae; Streptophyta; Magnoliopsida; Fagales; Juglandaceae. The record is from RefSeq and is a predicted model, not a curated record. Gene Ontology annotation, molecular function: P-type calcium transporter activity; ATP binding; ATP hydrolysis activity. Gene Ontology annotation, cellular component: membrane; intracellular membrane-bounded organelle. Gene Ontology annotation, biological process: calcium ion transmembrane transport. The coding region runs from base 109 to 3573 and encodes 1154 amino acids. The transcript is spliced from 2 exons.